Molecule: messenger RNA, 3278 nt
Organism: Podospora pseudopauciseta
Lineage: Eukaryota; Fungi; Ascomycota; Sordariomycetes; Sordariales; Podosporaceae
Gene: TAH18
Product: NAPDH-dependent diflavin reductase
Exons: 4
Coding region: 827-3091 (754 amino acids)
Cellular component (GO): cytosol
Molecular function (GO): oxidoreductase activity; flavin adenine dinucleotide binding; FMN binding
Source: RefSeq, a predicted model, not a curated record
GCUUCCAGACGCUUCCAUCCACACCGCCCCCAUCCUGUCCGUUCACUGGUGCUUUGACACGGCGAUUCUGCACUGGUUGUUUAUGCGUAUGCAGCUGAGGUGUACAGCCAGAUUAGAAAAAGGGGCAACCCUCUGACCAUAGAAAUAGGGGCACAUCUUGGCUGUCAGGUUGUAUUUGCAAAGAAGCUGAACCACGGCGCCGGCGAUGUUUAUCAUGUGUCCACCUCUCCAUAAACGGGCUCCGCUUUUGACCUCAUUGCUGCCCGUUGCCCCUCAUUGCCCCCAGCCUUGAUUCGAGCAUUGUCCAACAUCACAUCAGCUGAGAAUGGCAAACUCGCCCCUGGGAAUGGAGUCCUUGCGCUCAGGGUGUUUGAAGACGGAGGCGGAGAAGCACGGCCUCUGUUCUUGGGAUUUGAGCCGAGCUGGAGAUGCUCCCAGAUGACGGCAAGGAACCCGAUGUUCGGAGGUCCGAUCCGGGAACAAAGCUCCAGGAUAGCGGGACGAAAGCUGGGCCGGGCCGGUUUCGGGACCGAUCCGAUAAACCACGGAGAUCUCACAUUCAAGCUCCUGCUCAGCCUUAUCAAUCAGUAAAACCAUUCUGUAGUUCUACAACCACCAUUGACCAAGUUUAAUUCAACUUGCAAUACCAGAUAUUCGACGACAUCGCACAUCCAAGAAUCAAGCUUGGAGAUUUUAUGACUCAAGCAUCUCUUACGAUUUUUUGGGCGGCAAGCUCAGUCACAAGUAACAUAUAAACUCGAAGAUUAGCACUCAACCCAGCAGCAUUCUCGGUCAUCUUGACGGACUCGCUAUCCAAAGGUAUACUAUGAGUAUACAAGUGGAGAGCCCGGCCAAGAUGGCGCAACUGGCAUCGCCUGUUGAAAUCGAGGGGAGGAGCAUGGCCAUCCUUUACGGCUCAGAGACAGGAAAUGCUGAGGAAAUCGCAAUAGAACUCGAGGAUAUGGCACGGAGGCUGCACUUUCAUACCAGGAUGGAUGAGAUGGAUAGCUUCAAACUGUCAGACCUCUUGAAAGUCUCACUGGUGGUCUUUGUAACUUCCACAACUGGGCAAGGUGACAUGCCCACAAAUACUCUAAAUUUCUGGAAAAAUCUUAGGAGAGAGAAACUCAAUAACAGCAACUGCCUCGGACCUGUCAAGUUUGCGAUAUUCGGCCUUGGUGACAGCGGUUAUCGAAAGUUCAACUGGGCAGCACGGAAGUUGCAAGUGAGGCUCCUGCAGCUUGGGGCAACAGAGUUCUUUAGGGCUGCCGAGGCAGACGAGCGCCACAACAACGGCAUCGACAGCAUAUACCUUCCCUGGAAAGAAGAGUUCAAGGCCGCUUUGUUGGAGAAAUACCCACUUCCCGAAGGAACAGCGCCCAUUCCCAACGACCAGCUUCUUCCACCAAAGUAUUCGGUACGGGUUAUGCCGACAAUGGAGCCCCUUCCAGCAGACAAAAGCGCCACCCAGAGCGCCCUUUACUCCCAUGUUGACAACCCCACGCCUCUAUCCCAGCGUCGGUUCGAACACAACCAGCGACAAGAUGCCACUUUCCCCGCCUGGGAAGCCCGGGAAGACCAAGGCUGGGAGAUCCGAACGGGAACGCCAGUCGACGUCCUAGACAAGAACAAUAUCCUCAAAGACCACCCAUCCAAGUACUCUCUCGAGACGACUAAGAAGGUCGGCCCGAGAACUCCCCUACCAACCAGACUGGCAAUUCCUCAAGGUGUAUUCGCCAAAGUGGUUGACAACGCCAGAGUCACCCCCUUUGACCACUGGCAAGACGUCCGCCACAUUGUCUUUGACGUCUACGGUGGCGAGAAACUCAUCAGCAAGGUCAGCGACAUGCGCGGCCAAUCGAUACUGUCGAUCUACCCGAAGAACUACCCCGAGGACGUCCAAGAGCUGAUCAACCUCAUGGGCUGGAACGAUGUUGCUGACAAACCCCUGGACAUGUCCAACAAACCAAAGCGUGUCUUUGACAGGGUAGACAGCCAGCCCUCCACCCUCCGCGACAUUCUGACAGACAACCUCGACAUCACCGCCAUCCCGAAACGGAACUUUAUCCGCGAGCUGACCUUCUUCACCAAGAACCGAGACGAAGUCGAGCGUCUGUGGGAAUUCCUCCUCCCGGGCAACGAGCAAGAAUUCUACGACUACACCUCCCGCCCCCGCCGCACCAUCCUCGAGCUCCUCUCUGACUUUCCCGGCGUGAAAAUCCCGGUCGAGCGAGUCCUCGAUUUGUUUCCCGUUAUUCGCCAUAGAGACUUUUCCGUCUGCAACGGGGGAGCCUCUUUGACCGAAAACCAAUACGACCCUGACGCCCCGAACGGGACUCUACCUGUUUUUCCCCUUCGAAUUGAGAUUCUGGCUGCUCUGGUGGAGUACAAGACCAUUAUUCGGAAACCGAGACAGGGGCUCUGCUCGAGGUAUUUGAAGUAUCUUGCAAGGGACACGCCCUUGACGGUGAGGAUCAGCCCGUCGAGGGGGGAGAAUGUGAUGAUGCCGUUGCCGACGGCGGUGCAGAGGCCGCUUAUUGCUGUGGCGACGGGGACGGGGAUUGCGCCCAUUAGGGCGUUGAUUCAGGAGAGGUUGGAAUACGAGGUGGAUACUCAGGUGGGGGAGACGGUGCUGUUUUAUGGGGGGAGGAAUAGGGAUAGGGAUUAUCACUUUGGGGGGGAGUGGGAGUAUAUUAAGGGGUUGACGGUGUUUCCUUGCUUUUCGAGGGAUGAGAAGCCCGCGGCGCUGGAGAAGAAGGAGGAGGAGGAGAAGAAGGAGGGGGGGAAUGUAUGGGAGAAGCCGAGCAAAACGGAGGAGGAGGAGAAUGUGGAGUUUGGGAUUGUGGAGGAGAUGGAUCCGGAUAGAGGGAAGAGGUAUGUGCAGAAUGAGAUUAGGAAGAGGGCGAAGGAGGUGGCGGGGUUGAUGAGACGGGGGCCGGUGGUGGCUGUUUGUGGGAGUGCGGGGAAGAUGCCGAUUGCGGUGAGGAAGGCGUUUGUUGAUGUGCUGGUGGGCGAGAAGCUUGUGAGGGAUAGGGAGGAGGGGGAGAGGUGGUUGGGAAUGAGGGUGGUUUAUUGGGAGGAUACGUGGUGAUUUUUGGGGUGGCAGCGCGGGGGACAGAGGGCGAGGAGUGUGGUGAAAUGGAGUUGGGGGAGUUUGGGUUGGAGUAGGGGUUUUGGAAGAAAAAUGGGAUGGCGAGCGUUGCUUCGAGUGGGGGUUGUGUGUAUAUGAAUACAUAGUGCUAUAGGGUUGUACGGAAUAUCAAGUAUUGCUAUCAUGA